This is a messenger RNA of Monomorium pharaonis (pharaoh ant), 7749 nucleotides long. RefSeq names its product probable G-protein coupled receptor 158. Gene Ontology annotation, cellular component: membrane. The record is from RefSeq and is a predicted model, not a curated record. Gene Ontology annotation, biological process: G protein-coupled receptor signaling pathway. Lineage: Eukaryota; Metazoa; Arthropoda; Insecta; Hymenoptera; Formicidae. The transcript is spliced from 14 exons. The coding region runs from base 2177 to 5986 and encodes 1269 amino acids. Gene Ontology annotation, molecular function: G protein-coupled receptor activity.
ACCCUCGUCGUCGUCGUCAGUUUGACGCCGCGUGCGAGCGCAUACAGAUCCGUCGCGAUCGCGCGAGAGGGUAAAAGGACUGGGGGCAAAAACUGAAAGUUCGCUGGUCCUCUUCCAGGGAAUCGCCGUAAAAUGACCGCCGACAGGGCGAGUCUGCACACUCGAUCCGUCGAUCCAACUUGAAACUGAUGAGAGAGAGCCGAUCGGGAGGCGCGAAAGAAAGAAAGGCACGCCGUCAGAGAUUCGCUGCCCCUAAUGUAAGGUGGAUCGCACGCGGGUUGUUUCGUUCUUCUUCUUCUUCUUUUUUUUUUUUUUUUUAAUUUUCUUUAGGAGACAUGAGAUUGCGAGGGACGCAGUUCAAUUCGUGCGAUUGCGAGGACUGUGUAGAUGACGUAUGCGCGUCAUGGUGCACGUUGGAUAAACGAUUACGAUUGUUCGGCUAAACAAGCAAGCAUGCAAGCAAGCAAGCAAGCAAGCAAGGAAGUAAUUGACUAACGGGGCAAAUAAAUACGUGUAUGCUUUAUUAACAAUUAGGUGCGCAACAAUGUUUGGAACGUUAACACUAUCAUUAAUCGCUAGCGGGCCGAAAUGGCGACUCGCGCCAACAGAUGAGUUUGCCGUGUACCAAUUUUUCGUUAAAAUAUCAUCAAUAUUCGCCGCGAAUGUCUGUAUUUCUCUCGCGCCGCAACGUGCGAUGUAAUGUGAGUGUGUCGUAAACUAUGACGAUGUGUGUGAAAAAUUGCAAAAUCGCGGGAUUGAGAGGGACAAAUCGGGCCGGUGUCGUCAGUGAAGAGCUCGAUUAAUUGCAAUUUGCAUUUGUGUGAGAUCGCUGCCGAAGGAACCGAACAGUAUCGGGGGAGGAGGAUCGCUCUUAUUUAUCGUUCCGAAUCGCGGGCGGCGUUGAUUCCACGGUAAUUAUACACGCGAUGAACUUGUCGAUCAAACGUAGCCGCGACAUGGCCUCGUCCGGUAGGAGAUCGGUCUGGUAGAUCGAAUCGUGAUGUGACGUUCCCGAAAUACCGAGCGAACGCUUUCGGCUUUGAACACUUUCCAUAUUAGCCGAUCUCCGAUCGAUCCUGCGAUGCAGUUGCGCCCCCCGGGGUUCCCCAACUCCCACAAAACUCCGAUCCACAUGAGCCGCACAAAAAUCAACUGAGAGGUAUUUGCGUGGAAAUCGGAUUACCGCGCGAGAGAAGGAACGAGAGAGAGAAAGAGAGAGAGAGAGAGAGAUAGUGAGAGAGACAUCUCGAUUAGUAGCCCGCGCAAAAACACUUCACGCACGGUCUAAUCUCAAGAGCAACGAGAACGGAUCACCGACGAGAUCGAUUUACCGCGAGGUAUAUCCACCGUUGAGAGCCGCCGUAUUCGUGAGUUUCGCUGAUAAAGGGAGGAAAAAAAAGGAGCAAACAUUGAAAUUGCGCCAGUUUCGGGCGGGAGGUAAGUUGAUUGCGGAGAUGUCGGGAGGAGCUAUUAGUUAUCGAGUCUAUUAAAAGGGAUACUAUUCAUUAAGGGCCAUAAAGUCUUGAGAGAUGUAAGAUUGCGCGGAGAUUCCGAGGAUGCUCGGCGCCAGGAUCUAUUAAAUACGGUGAGGAAGAAGCUGCGUGAGAUUAACAAAGACGUUAGAGGGCCAUUCUCUAUCGGCAAAGGACUUAAAUUAAGGGCCCGAAGUUCCGGGGGUGAGAUGUAAGGGUCGUUAAAUUAAAAUCCCCUAUACUUCAAUGAUCUCGUGAAGUAUAGAGAUAUCGUGUCGUUAGUAGCCGCGCGAUUAGAGGUAUAGUCGUGUUGUAAAUAUGACCGUUGCGUGAAAUUGAUAUCCAAAGUUGUAACGCUGAAAUCUCUCGGUAGAAGCGUAACGAUAGUACACGCCAUAUGCGGGAAGAAGAGAUGGAUGACGGUCAUUUUGGUUUGCGGAGACGUUGAAAUUAAUUACUUGGGCGAGGAGGAGAAUGAUUAAAUUGAUCUCAAGAAACAUAUAAUUGCGUACUAAUGUAUCAGGCGUGGUCACGUUAUCGCGAGCAGCUGUUGCAAUAGCUGUUGUUACACACGGGCGAUAAUCCCACGCCGUGGGAAUGUCGGGAUUGAGAUCGAUCGGGCACGAGGAAACGACGUGCCGUCGCGUGUGGAUGUAACAAGCGGACGGUUUGUCGCGCGGAACGGGGAAGAUGAGCGGCUGAAGAUGAGUGCGUCAGGCAUCUGGUGCGCGCUCAUCCUGCUUACGUUCACGCAAGAUUCCCUCGCGGGCCACCGCGAGAAGGUACCGCCGCAGAUCGAGAAGCCUGCGAAGGAGUGCCUGCGUCAUCAGCAGAACCACCGCUCGACGGCCCUCGUCGAUCGCAAGCUCGUCGACCCGACGGGAUUCCGCGCCGCCGAGGCCCGCCCGACGAUUACACGCGAUCCGAUCGCGGCGGUCGAUCGCUCGGCGGCGGGGACUUUGUUGAAUCGCCGUCCGAUAACCGCGUACGAGAGUCGUCUACGCCGCGCGGAAAGUCAUCCCGCGGAAGUUUCUCCGACGUCGACGCGUCACUCCGCGGAAAUCGCUGCCCUCGACGGCGGCGGCGGCGGCGGCGGCGGCGGCCGGGAACUCCGCGCCGUGGAAACCCGCCCGCAAACGGCGGAAGGCCGUCAUUCCGCGGAGGAAGUUUCGCCGACGGGCAUCCGGCCGAUGGAGAUUCUCUGGACGGAGAGGAUCGAGCAGGUGGACAUGACGAGCAUCGAAAGAUCGCAGAUCCGCCACGGGAGAUCCAGGAGCCAUUUCGCGCGCCAGAAGAUAGAGGAUUCCGCGAGGGAUCCUGGCUCGAAGGACGGCGCGGUAAAUAGGAUCAAGCCCGACGUUCGCGGGGAUCACGAGAAUCACUUCAAGGCGCGUCAAGUGGAAAAAGUGAGUGAUUUUCUGGAGGGAUCCGUUUCACCGAGGCGUAAUCAUUCCUGGCUUCUUGAGCGAAAUUUCUCAAAGGAUAACUCGGUCAACAUCCAAUCUCUCGAUCGAAUUGAGAAUAAUGUAUCAGAAGGACUGGAAAGUUUACUCAAGCUGUAUCAGGGUAAAAGGGGGAGCGUUACCGAGGAGAAUUCCGCUUUUCCCCUCACACGUAAUCUUUCCUGGCUGAUUGAACCGAAUAUCUCUAAAGAUAAUGCGAACAGUCGAUCCGCGGAUCAGGUCAAAGAUGAGACGCGGAAGGAUACGCUCAAAAUGCAUUAUUCGGAGAAUCACGGUGUUCUGCGCUCGACCCUUGAGCUCGAUUCCCUCAAGAGCUCCUACAAGAACGACCCUAUGAGUAAAUUGAGGAAGGCGAUGUCUCUAAAUAAGACCGUCGCGCCGGCAGCUGCGACGACCGACCGUAACACAACGGAGACGUUCAGCAUCGACACGCUCGACGAUACCAGCGAGUCCAUCCACGACCUCGAGGAGGACGUCCCGCAAGAUGUGGCGCUGGAUUACGCGAGUUACGAGGAACCGGCGAACGUCUCGUCGCCCGAACGGCCGACUCGCAGGAGGCCGCAGGCCGCCCAGGUCGACAUCGUGACGCGUUUCCUGCGGAUAAUCGAGAAUCAGCACACCCUGGGGGAGAACUGCACCGCGGGCACCGAUUUGAACCUCGGCGAGGGCGUGGUGGACCAAUACGCGCAGGAAAGAUUUCGCCUGGAGGCGGAAUUCGCCGUAAAUCGUGCCAACAUGCUCACCCGGCUUUGGAAGUACGCGCCGGAAGUGAUGCUCUCCUCCGAGUAUCUGUUGCACGCGAGCGUACUCUCGAUGGUCGAGUUCGACGAGGACAUCUUCGCCGCCGGCAACUGUUACGACAAGUUACAGUACCGGGAUCGGUGGUUGUAUUGCCCGUUCGCCCAUCGGCUGCCCAACCAGGACGGCAUCCUCGUGAAGGACCUCGCGAUCCAGUACAAGUACUUGAGCAACAGCAGCGAGUGGUUCUACAUCGCCAGGAAGAAUGCCGAGAGGGUAAUUGCCAGUUACGAGCAGUUCAGCCGAGGAUUCCACACCUAUAGGUUGAAUGAAAGCGCGCACACGGAAAGGGAGGAGGACGAAAUCUUGACAGUGAAAUACGAGGAUGGCAGAUGGUCGAAACCGUAUUACGACUGCGGGGGUGGCAAUAUCUGGAUGCUGACCUACACCGUACCCUUCUUCGGAUACAUCAACGAUACCUACUUCUUCAAGGGCACCAGCGGCAUCGACAUAGACCUGCGCCGGGUAGACAUAGAUCAGUGCCCGUUGCCGGCCGGAUCCAUGCAGCUCAACAUAUUCGCCGCCAGCGACAAGUGCAAAAAGCGCACCACCGAGUGCAUCGCCAUUCCCGGGCUAGGCUUCCGCCGCGGUAGUUAUCGAUGCGUUUGCAAACGAGGCUUCUACUACCCGGACACGAAAUCGGACAAGAGGUACUACAAUGGCACGGUCAUUGAGGAAGAGUACGAGAGAUUGAUGAUGGGUGAGAAGAACCAAUACGCCGAGAGCGGGGUGUUCGAAUGCCUGCCGUGCGCCGAAGGAUGCGAAUCCUGCGAGGAUGGCUCGCCUUGCGUCGUAUCCCUGAAUUGGCUGAUGCGCACGGCGAUACUUAUCCUGGAGUGCUGCAUCAUCGCUUGCUUGCCAGCCGUCGCCCUUUUCACAUGGAAAUACGGGCAUGUGAAGGUGGUGCGAGCGGCCAGCCCGGUUCUGCUGCGCGUGAUUGUCCUGGGCGCCUUCUUCAUAUACUGCACGACUAUAGUCAUGUAUCCCAGGCCAAACAUCAUCACGUGCACCGUGCGCGUAUGGCUACGAGAAAUUGGCUUUUCUCUCACAUACGGGGCACUCAUGCUCAAAACGUGGCGGAUAUCCGUGAUCUUCCGGGUGAAAUCGGCGAAGGCCGUGAAAAUAACGGACGCGAGCCUACUGAAGCGGCUGGGCAUCAUCGUCCUGACGUUCAGCGUGUUCCUGAGCAUAAGGACCCUGGUCGCACCGCCCGUCGUGAUCGUCGCGCGGACCGCCGACGAUCUCAAAGCGUAUCUCUGCCGUACUGACUGGUGGGACCACAGCUUCACUACGCUCGAGGUGAUGUUCCUCGUGUGGGGCAUCCGGUUGUGCAUCGUAGUAAGAAAGACUCCGUCGGAGUUUAAUGAGAGCCGAUUCAUUUCAAUGGCGAUUUACAACGAAUUUCUACUAUCAGUCUUCCUCAACGUUUCAAUGUUGUUCCUGCAAUCGCCGGCCAAUCCGGAUUUAUUGUACAUCAUAUUUUUCUGCCAUACCCAGCUUACCGUCACACUGCUGCUCUGCCUGAUAUUCGGCAGUAAAGCUUACGUGGUGUUCCGCGACGGAGGGAAGGAGGAGACGAUCGGCAAACUUUGCGGCGCGACCGGCAAGUUCCUGGGGAAAAGCAGUCGUCCGCAGGGUACUAGUAACCAGACCAACUCGAUAUCGCUUCAGCAGGGUAAUUUCGCCGAAGAAAGCGACUCUGUCACGGACGAAUUCCGCCGUUUGCUCAACCAGUUAGAGGUCCUGAAGGAGAAAAACAUAUUAUUAGGAAAUCAGGAGCUAUCCAGGAAACUAGCAGCUAUGCUGGAUGCCUCGAAUCGAGUUGAGGCUCAAGUAUCCACUAUUCAAGCCAUUUCGACUAGCAUCGUUCAGUUGAAUGAUCUCAGUAAAUCGACGAAAGAAACUAAUCUCGGACAGAUUUGUCAGGAACAGGCCCGAGCAGGAAACAGUUCUCAGGGUGAAAACCGAUGUCGCGCGUGUAUUGAGAAAAACGGGCUCGGAGGAAAGGAUGUGCGGGAUACGUCGAAGGAUAAUGAGACACCAGAGUCGAAGAAAAUCGGAAAAGACAUCGCCGUAUCAACAUCCUCGAAGCAUGCUACUGAGGACAUCAGCAAGGAAGUGUGUCACGGGAAAGAUAGCAAGGAAACCGAUUUGAAGGACAAAUCCAGAGGAAAAUCCGGUCACGCUAGAACGCACGCCAUAGUUAUCAACCUCGAUGACAAAAGCAGGUUUUCCGAGGAAGUUACAGUGUAACGCGUUUAUCUUUGAAAUAAGAAAAACGGUGAAAAUGAAUAGUGUAAUUGACGCUCGUGAGUGAAAUAUUACUUAUCAUUUUCAUUGUAAAUUAUAAUUAUCAAUCGCGGACUUUCGGAAAAGUUGACAACAAUUAAUCAGUACGCAAUUUCAUCAAAUAAAACUAAUGAAGAAAUUUUUGCCCAAUAUUUAAUAUUAAUAAUAAUAAUUCAUUGUAUAAAAACAAUUUUAAAAAUUCUAGUUCGUUCGAAUUCAUGAAUUCAUAUCAUGAAUAAAUUAAACUGACACUUGAAAGAAGUUUUUCUGAAUUAAUAAGAUUGAUUAAUCUCUCGAUUGUCGAGCGUAAUAAUAAUUAUUCCGACGACAGGUUGGAAGUUUUAAACGUCGAAGAAUGUCUCUCUCUCUCUCUCUCUCUCUUUCUCUUUCUCGAAGAUCGAUUAAAAUGAUUUGUUGAAAUAAUGAUUGAUCUGAAUGAAAGUUAAUUAAGUGACCGUUUAGUCAUUGUGAAUAAUAAUUGUUUGCAUGUUAAUGAGAGAGUCACGGCACAUAUCGAUUUUUCAUAUUUCGGUGUAUAUCAAGUAUCCGUGAAGUAACCAAAAAAUUAAGCCGUUAGAUUAAUUACAUUGUUGGGCAUUUUCAAGCGAGAACGAUCGCAAUUCUAGUGCGUCAUUAAUGAACCGUUCAUUUACCCUUAGGGAGUAAUCCGCCCUUUCCAACAGCAAAUCGAUCUCAGGCUACGGGCUUUCCAGGAUCAAAAUGUGCUUCGUCAGCGUGUUCGCGGAUCACAAGAUAGCCUACACCUGUAAUUAUGUAUUAAUGUAAAAGCAAGUUAAAGGGAUAAGGCUCAUUAACCCUUUCCAGCUCCCUGAUGCUGCACAGAGUUAAUAAAAUUAUGAAACUGUUUUAAUUAAUUUCCUAAGGAACAUGUUAAAUAUAUGCAUAUAUAUGAAUGUGUAAUAUAAUAUAUUGUGUUAUGUAUAAUAUCAUAUAACAUAAUUAUGUAGUGUAAAAUAACAAUGUGCAUUAAAUCAUGUCGCAUAAUGUUACAUUGUAUUGUAUUAUAUUUGUCAACGGUAUUGUAUUAUAUUACACAAUCAGAGAUUAUAAUAAAUAAAUAUAUAUACAUAUAUAAUAAAUGUAAGUAAUAAAUUUAUCUAGGAAAACAAAUCUGCGAUGUAAAAAUAAUUUGGGCUUGAAAGGGUUAAGGGAAACAAUUUUUUAUGCUAUCUUUCUUUUUGCUAACAAUCUUACAUGACGUGUGCAGAUAUCGGUAGUGAUUCGCUCAAUAAAAUUGCAAGAAUUUUUAUUGUUAUAUUAAAACGCAAUCCGCAAAAGUGCUUAAGAGCAAUCUAAUUCGUGUAUUUUAUUAUUCCUAAAUGUCAAGUUUAUUGAAAUCAAAUAAAUUGUUUGCUUCUCGAAAUUUUAAGCUCUAUUUUUUUUUAGUGUUUUAUUGAAUCAUUAAUCUUCAUUUAAUUAAUUUUUAAAAAUAAAUAUUAUAAUAUCUCAUUUAUUAAUUUUUUUCACAUAUAAAACUUUUCUAUUAAAUUUCUACAGGUAUCUUGAUUUUAUCCAAUAACAGUUUAUGUAAACGGUGUAGAAAUAAUUUACGUGCUUGUAUAUUGCUCACUUUGACGUGAAUAUUACUUUAAUAAUUACCAUCGUUAAUCGUGUAGCUUACUGUAUAGUUUAAGUGAACGCGUUGUAUUGUAAAUAAUAAAAUGCAUAAUUAAUCAAUUAAUAAAGACGAGAUGAAUAAAGUUCAA